AUGACCAAUCAUUCUGGGAGACAUGCCCUCUUCCAUGAACCAGAAACUCAAGCUUUAGUUUUUAUUUUUUGUAAUAGUUUUUUUGAAGAAGGUUUCGACUUUCUUUUUGGCUGGGGAAAAGCUUCAAAGUGUAAAAAGCUUAUCAAACGUGUUCAGUGUCACUGGAAGCUGCUGAAGAACAAGAGGUUGACGAUCGUGAAACAGCUGCGGGAGGAUCUUGCUCAGCUCAUCAAACUUGGCUAUGAAAAAACUGCUUUUAAUCGGGCUGAGCAGCUUGUUAAAGAUGAGAAUAUAAUGGCGGUCUAUGAUCUGUUGGAUCACUUCUGUGAAUUUAUUUACGUUGAAUUAUCAUAUAUUCGCAGACACAAGGACUGUCCUAAUGAUAUCAAUGAAGCAGUUUCGAGCCUUAUAUUCGCUUCUGCAAGAUGUGCAGAACUUCCCGAGCUUCCGGUGAUUCGGAAGCUCUUCGGGGAGCGUUACAAUCAUCGGUUUGCCAAGGCGGCAUUUGAAUUACUUCUUGGGAAUCUGGUGAACCGUGGGAUACAAGAGAAGCUGUCCGUAAAAUCAGUUUUGUAUGAUGUGAAGAACAGAUCGAUCGAUGAAAUAGUCCGAGAUUACUGCCUACAGCCUGAAAUUUUGGCACUCGCAUACUUCCCCGAAUUGCAACGCCGGAUAACAGAUGUUAUGUCAGCUUAUGAUCCAUCUUAUCGCGCCUUGCAUAUACCAAGUGAAAAUGGAGCAGUUGAAGAUGAUGACGAUGAAAAGCCUGAUGCUGAACUAGGUUCUGCUAGCAAGAAAAGAAGAGUACUAAAUUAA
Messenger RNA from Hibiscus syriacus, 816 nucleotides. RefSeq lists its product as uncharacterized. Bases 1 to 816 code for a protein of 271 amino acids. Gene Ontology annotation, biological process: protein transport. The transcript has a single exon. The record is from RefSeq and is a predicted model, not a curated record. NCBI's taxonomy places the organism in Eukaryota, Viridiplantae, Streptophyta, Magnoliopsida, Malvales, Malvaceae.